This is a messenger RNA of Mandrillus leucophaeus (drill), 216 nucleotides long. RefSeq names its product defensin, beta 124 (gene DEFB124). Gene Ontology annotation, cellular component: extracellular region. NCBI's taxonomy places the organism in Eukaryota, Metazoa, Chordata, Mammalia, Primates, Cercopithecidae. The record is from RefSeq and is a predicted model, not a curated record. Bases 1 to 216 code for a protein of 71 amino acids. The transcript is spliced from 2 exons. Gene Ontology annotation, biological process: innate immune response; cellular response to peptidoglycan; canonical NF-kappaB signal transduction.
AUGACACAGCUGCUUCUGCUCCUUGUGGCUCUCCUGGUUCUGGGUCAUGUGCCACCAGGGAGAAGUGAAUUCAAACGGUGCUGGAAGGGCCAAGGGGCCUGCCGAACUUACUGCACAAGGCAAGAAACUUACAUGCACCUGUGCCCGGAUGCGUCCCUGUGCUGUCUCUCCUAUGCAUUGAAACCUCCGCCGGUCCCCAAGAGUAAAUAUGAGUAG